CUUAAUUUAACCAACAUUGGUUAUAGCUUAAGCUAAUCAGGGAGACCUGUCGUCUCCCUUCGCCGUCAUCUCCUUUCGCCGUCACAUCUUCGCCUUCCUUUUACUUUCUCCCAACCCCGAGCUCUUUGCCAAGCUGUCGCCUCCAGCUGAGUUGUUGUCUGGCAAGAUGGAAAGACCAAGCGACCACUGGCAGGGUUUUGCCACUCUGACUCCAGAUUCCGACAAAUAUAAGCGAAUCCGGCUCCUCCUCUCCUCGGCAAACUUCGAAUAUCUGAAGACACGCGGGACAGAGUCGCGGAGGGGACAUCAGCCGGACUUGGCCCCGCAUGUCACUUGCAGCGUCAAUCUGACACAUCUUGCAUGUGGUUUCAACAAUCUGGUCCUGGAACUCGCAUUUUCCGACAAUGUGUGCUGGAUCGCUCGAAUCCCGCAUCAAGCCUUCGACGACGGCGAUAGAACCUCGAUGCUCAGCGAGAUUGCUACCAUGAGGAUAAUCCAACAACAAACCACCAUCCCGAUCCCUCGGGUUUUUGACUUUGACACGUUUGCAGACCAACCAUUUGGCUACCCGUACGUUUUCAUCGAGUACUUGGGUGGCCGACCCUUCCGAGUGGGCUGGCGACAACCAUACCUCACCAAUACCAUAGCAAAGUCGCCAAGCAGCUUGCAAACCCCGUCGAGAUCGUGCCCAUGGCCUGGCACUCUUCGCCUGGGCCCCUGGAAACUUCGCUUGAAUAUUUCUACAACCAGAGACAGGGGUAAAAAUCGGGAAAUAAUCGCUAUGCAUCCAGAUGACCCAGGCUGGCUGACGGCAUGUUGGGUGCUGAAAACGGCUCUAACCCACAUUAUCAUUGAGGAUAGAGUCCGAGGCCCCUUUCCCCUGUGUCAUCUCGACCUGCAUCUCGGCAACAUGCUCUUUGACAGCGAGUACAACCUGACGGGAAUCAUCGAUUGGAGCAGUGCCCAGGCUGCCCCUCUCGAGCAGUUGUCGGUCUUCCCAGAAUUUGUCACCUUCCCAGGCUUAUCAGACGACGAGAAUCGACCCAUCGUUGAGCUGAAGAAUCUCGUCGUCGAGUCUAUAAGGGAAAGGGAACGAGAUCAAGAAAAGAGACCGCCGCUGGAUGAUCUAGGGGUGGACACUGCACUGCACCCGAAUCUUAUUUCCCUUUCCACCUACAUGGCUUCUGAGAGUGCCGAGGUCACUUAUCGUCAGUACAUGGCUUCGCCAAGAGGAAGACUCUGGGCCGGCAAGAUGGUUGCGAAGCUCAUCUACGGAAAGAGUGUUACUUGGGAACAGCUGAGGGAGGUAUACGGCACUAUGCCGCUUUUCUAG
Messenger RNA from Phialemonium atrogriseum, 1333 nucleotides. RefSeq lists its product as uncharacterized. The transcript is spliced from 2 exons. Lineage: Eukaryota; Fungi; Ascomycota; Sordariomycetes; Cephalothecales; Cephalothecaceae. Bases 167 to 1333 code for a protein of 388 amino acids. The record is from RefSeq and is a predicted model, not a curated record.